Botrytis deweyae is the source of this 1948-nucleotide messenger RNA. RefSeq lists its product as uncharacterized. NCBI's taxonomy places the organism in Eukaryota, Fungi, Ascomycota, Leotiomycetes, Helotiales, Sclerotiniaceae. The record is from RefSeq and is a predicted model, not a curated record. Bases 246 to 1193 code for a protein of 315 amino acids. The transcript has 3 exons.
UUCUUGUUUGUUCUCUUCAACUUUCAAUUUCACAACAGUCUUUUUCAGGUCGGAAAUCUUUCAGUCAAAAGAGUCACUCGUUUCAGAAAGGAAAACCCUCUGUUCUCUAACUCUAUUCUCUCUAUUUCUGAAAAGAGAGGAUUAUACUUCAUUGUCUGCUUGACCAAUUCUGCGACUUUGCGUUUCUUUUCAGUUUUCUCCACCAUAACCUCUACUUCCAAACCAUUUUUACUACCAUUAUUCUGAUGGCUUUACCUAGUGCGCCUCCUGUUCCGGAGACGGCAGCUCCACCGAGCUCGCCUGUUCUAGGCCCCGCGGAUUCUGGAAUUAAUCCCCAGACCGCGGUGGCAGCGACAUCGAUCCCGGUGUCAGAAGCUUCGUCCUCGGCUUAUAACGAGGCGAUUGGGUUGCUCGACCCAAUCGCCCCGUAUCAAACAGCAGCAAGAUCAGAGAGGAACCUGGCUCCUACCAGGGAGAUGAACCAAUUGCCUGCAGAAAGACCGCUCAGUGAUCAUUUCAUGAUCUCAUCCUGCUCGGAUAGAGCCUACGUCCCAACGCCAUUCAACACCCCUCGCACUGCAUCCGGAAGAGAGUCUCACCCUCAUCUUGCACAAGAUUCCUCCCCUAGAGGAGAAGAAAAGCCGACUAUCAGAAGAGUAGCACCUCGUAUCCUUAGUGGUGAUUUAGGCGAAAAGGAGAAGGUCUAUCUUCGCGGAGGGGGUCCAAAGAAGAGGCGUGGUGGUGCUGCUGGUAAUGCUCGCAAGAAGCCAAAGCCUGACAAGUACGCGGAUGUUGACCACUUGUUGUCGGACUUCAAAUCACCCAUCUUCCAAGAAGAUGCGAAUAUCAAGGCGGUUCUUACUCAUCCAUUGACAAAACAAACGAUGGCUGAGCAGGGUGAACCAUACCCUUUCGAUGGAAUGACUGGAGAUGAGAUUGCAACCACUGCCGCAGACUUCAAGUCAGAUGGUAGUUACGGAAGAUUUGACCCAGACUGGAUCGAACAAGCUAUCAAAGCAUCUCAAACCCGCGCAUCUGGUGGAUAUGAUGCUUAUCUAGACAGUCAGUUCGCAGAAAAUUGGGCUGAAGACGAAGAGCAAAUCUCAGAUGAAGAAACGAAAGAUCUCAAUGAUAAUGGCGAAGAUGGCGGCAACGGCGAGACAAAGCCUGAGAAAGAAGAAGAAAAGAAUUAACCGAUGAUUAGCACCUGCUCGGCGAUGUUGUAAUUCUUUCGAUCCUUCCACCUAUUAUAAAAGCUCGCAGGCAUUCAACAAUACCAACGACUAGAGUACGUCAAAGAUAUCACUGGCUUUGUCGUAAUAUUUCCUUACACCUAAUGUUGAACCUCUUCGAAGUAGCAAACUCCCUCACAACACGACCCUUUACAACAAUCAUCCGAAACCUUGGCUUCUCUACUACAUUCGAUCUUUUUACAGCCAAGCCAGACUUUGCGCAAAUUUGAGGCGCCCUCAUUUCAGUUUAACUUUUCUUAUUCUCAGAUCAACAAAUUUCAUUGCGCACGCGGCGUUCAGUAUGUCAGAUUAGAUACCCACUUGUAUUUCUUGAUUUCGUCGGACAGCUUCUCAAAAAGAUACCUUCGGAGUUUGAUUUGAGGCUGGUUCUGGGGCUAAUUUGGCUUUUUUAUAAAAAGUUUCAAUUCUAAGUUUACGCAUGUGGUGUUUGGAAUCUACAGGGGAUUUAUGUGGCAGUUUGUAAGAAGAAGCUUCAGCUAUGAAUCGACUCGAUGUCAUACUCGAAUCUCUGAUAAAAAGUCAGAUAUUUACAACCAAGGGGAGGAAUGCACGAGCCUAGCAUACCUGUCUACAACUGAGAAUCCUAAUUAGUUGGUUCGACUUCCCGUUGUUAUGUGUGGUAUUUAGAAGGGGGGGGGGUCGUAGAUUAGGCUUCUUCUAGUUCCACUGUUAAUUUACAAAUUGAUUCAUUUUCG